AGGUACUUCACCAACAAAAGUCCCAAGGCAUUUAAUUUGCACAAUCACAUAGAGGGAUUUCAAGUGGAAACUGCAAAUAACUGAUAAUUAAACCUUGCCCGAUAAGUAAAUAAUUGACAAAGGUCAUAAUUUUCUGUUGGAGCUAUUUUCGUCAGCAAUCGUGAUGAAACGAACACAACAGCGACAGGAGGAAAAGCUUGACGGCAAACCUCAAACUCAGACCUCAGAGGAGAAUCGCAAUAUCCCACCAGCGCUAAAGAAGUUACUGGCAUGGGAUGUAGCGGUUACCAAGAAGUUCGUCAGCUUCAUGCUGAACUUUGUUCCGUUUCGCUCACUGCGGACACACUGCAAGAUUUUGGAAUAUUCGUGCCAUGGAAUCGCUUGGCUGGCCGGUUGGCUCGCAUUUUGCUGGAUGGUUGACAAACCGGAAUGGUACCAGAUGCAGGUUAAUCUGUUUAUAGGUCUCCUAACGGACAUCGUUAUGGUAGCGGUCAUAAAAGCUGCCACGAGACGCCGUCGUCCAGCCGUCAACGAUGAUCCCUUCUGCAUUGGACCGGAUAAGUUUAGCUUUCCCUCGGGACACGUUUCCCGUGGUGUUUAUAUUGUUACCUUUUUGACCUGGCUCGACCCAAUCACCUUCAUUUUUUGGCCUCCACUGCUGGCCUGGUGCGUGUCCCUGUGUCUGUCCCGACUGCUGCUCUACAGACACCAUAUUUUGGAUGUGCUGGGAGGAAUCGUUAUAGGAUUGUUCAAUGCCCUGCUGAUUUCCUUGUUCUGGCUGGAUCAAGAGAGCUGUAUUUGGCUGAUCUCAUACAUGACCGAUGAGAAACUUUCCGGAGCUGAAUAUGGAGUUUAAAAACCAAAGAUUGUGUGAGUUGACUUUAAUCGCUACAAACUAAAGCUAAUUGUUUUAUAACAAAAUACCACUAAAAGCAGAGUUGUUG
This is a messenger RNA of Sabethes cyaneus, 944 nucleotides long. Its product is annotated as polyisoprenoid diphosphate/phosphate phosphohydrolase PLPP6. The transcript is spliced from 4 exons. Gene Ontology annotation, molecular function: sphingosine-1-phosphate phosphatase activity. The record is from RefSeq and is a predicted model, not a curated record. Lineage: Eukaryota; Metazoa; Arthropoda; Insecta; Diptera; Culicidae. Bases 164 to 856 code for a protein of 230 amino acids.